Messenger RNA from Scatophagus argus, 1251 nucleotides. It is a transcript of the gene snrnp48, whose product is annotated as small nuclear ribonucleoprotein 48 (U11/U12). Bases 90 to 1118 code for a protein of 342 amino acids. NCBI's taxonomy places the organism in Eukaryota, Metazoa, Chordata, Actinopteri, Scatophagidae. The transcript is spliced from 9 exons. The record is from RefSeq and is a predicted model, not a curated record. Gene Ontology annotation, cellular component: cytosol; nucleoplasm; U12-type spliceosomal complex.
CAUAUUAUCGCGCCAAAUAUGGCAGACGCUGAUGCCGUGAAAACGAAAUACAGAUGAUUUCGGGCCAAAUUCUCGUUUGAAACCUUAAAAUGUCUGACUCGUUACAAACACAAAGUGUGCAGGACCGACUGGACCGCGUGCAGGAGCUGACAGAGUUCACCGAAAGGUGCAAAAAACGGCUAGACGACAUAUUUAAAACGCUGGGAUGGUCGUGGGACGAGAAGGGCUCCAACCAGGAGCCAAUGGAACAAUGUCCCUACGACCCCAAUCACAGAGUUCCAGUCAGGAGCAUGGAGAAACACAAAACAUCCUGCAGGCUCCGGAAGAUGGGCUACUCCGCCGAGGAGCAGGCAGAGAUGUACGACCCCUCUGUAUGUUAUGAGAACAGCAGUGUCAGAACCUUUACAAUGGACAAAUCCACCCAGCACCAAGUGAUCCUGCAGGCGAGAUCUGCUGCACCACUGAUGAGGAUGGAAGGAGUCUUCUGGCAAGGUCAGUACUCUGGGCAGCCUGUCGACGUGCCUCAGAACCACAAACGCACGGUGUGCGACCUCACUGUGGCCGACCGAUUGGCUCUGUACGAUCACGUGGUCGACGUCCUCAACCGACAGAGGGAGGGCGCCGCCUCCUCCACCAAUGAUGACCUUUACGUAGAUUUGGUGUCCAAACUCCAGAAGGAUGAAGGUCAGAACGAACCAAAGACUCACUUGGAGCUGAUGGCAGAGAUGAGGGACUACAAGAGGCGUCGUCAGUCUUAUCGAGCCAAGAACGUUCACAUCACCAAGAAGUCUUACACCGAGGUGAUCAGAGAGGUGAUCAACGUCCACUCAGAGGAGCUCAGCAGGCAGUGGAGGGAGGAGGAGCAGCAGGAGGAGGAGGAGGAGCCAUCGAGAUCUGAAGUCACCUCUCAUAGGCGUCGACCGGACGAAAGGCGGUCGGCUUCAUCAGAAUCAACUCACGGCCACAGCAGACGCCAUCGCAGCCGAGAACGAAGUCGAGAGAGAGCGAGCAAGAAGAAGAGGAAGAAGGAGGACAGGGAUUCCCGGUCCCCUGAUGACCACCACCACGACCGGAAGAAGAAGAAGAAGAAGAAGAAAGAGGAGAGGGAGAGGUCAUAGUGUCGCAGCAGCAGAAGUCACGUGAGAGGAGCUCGCUGUGCUCUCCACAGGUUAAAACACGUCAGGCCACUUCACAUUUUAAAGUCACAAACCUGUUGAUGUUUGGAAAGAAAUAAAGUUUUGGGAACGAAAA